Molecule: messenger RNA, 682 nt
Organism: Musca domestica (house fly)
Lineage: Eukaryota; Metazoa; Arthropoda; Insecta; Diptera; Muscidae
Exons: 3
Coding region: 40-558 (172 amino acids)
Source: RefSeq, a predicted model, not a curated record
CGAUAGUUGUUCACAUUCAACAAUCACUGAAACAUUAAAAUGUUAAAAGUUAUUUGCAUUUUUGCCCUGGUCCUGGUGGUCAGUGUACAUGCCAAUCGUGGUUGUAGACCGGUGUGCAAACCCAAUGUGCCCAGCAAGGCGGUUUGUGCCACAGAUGGUAAGCAACAGGUUUGCCAUCGUUUGAGCCAAUGUCAGCUGGCGGAGGAGAAUUGUCGUCGUCGUCUUACAAAUCGGCCAGCCCUAUCACCCGUUGCCUCUGGACGUUGUCGCAAUAUAAAAUCGCCUAAUCGUAGAGGAGCCUGUGCCAAGGUUCGCCGCCCUCGUUCAACACCAAAACGUGAUUGCAAUCGUUUGAAAUGUCGCAAUCCGGACAAAACCGCCCGUUGCUAUCGUUGUCGCCAGAACAAUUGUCGUCUCUUGAAUGUCUGCCAGGCCGAGCGAGCAAAUUGCCUGCGUAAUCCAUUGAAUCGUUUGAGUCAAACCGAUCGUCGUCAAUGUGCUGGCAUGAAACCAGGCCAGAAACCCCAGAGAUGCAGACCCGUUCGCAAGAGCGGUUAAGUGCAGGCAAUGUACUGGGGAGUCGACUUAUAGGAUUUGACUGGAAAGGGAAAUUGAAUAAUGCUGCUGCUGUUCAUUAUAUAGUUACUCUCAUUAUAUUCUUUCGCUCUUGAAAUAAAACAUG